CGAGCACAUAAUUUUUUCAAGGACUUGGCACCUGAGCACUGGGCAAAUUCAUACUUCAGGGGCAUGCGUUAUGGGGAGAUGACAUCCAAUGCGGCGGAGUCAUUUAAUAACUGGAUUAAAGAAGCACGUAAUCUUCCUAUCACUCAAAUGGUGGACAAAAUUCGUACUCAGUUGAUGCGGCAAAUGUCUGCACGGCGUGACCAAGCAAACAAAUGGAAUGAGAUUAUUUGUCCGACAUUCGAAACAAGGCUUAUGGAUUCGUUCAAUGACAGCAAGUGUUGGCAAGUUAGCAAAGCCAACGAGGAUGUGUUUGAAGUUCAUUCGAUACCAUCGGUUACAGUUGAUGUUGUGAGGCGUACAUGUUCAUGCUUCAAAUGGCAAAUCAACGGAUUCCCGUGUGACCAUGCUGUUAUUGCCAUUCAGAAGAGCCGCUACAAUCUCAAUGAUUGUGUAGAACAUUACUUUCAUGUAGAGACAUAUCGUGCAGCCUAUUCGGGAGCCAUAUUCCCUAUACCAUCGGUGGAGAAACCGCCUUUUGAUCCCACGGACUUUACUAUAUACCCGCCUACCGUGAAAAGACCACCCGGAAGGCCGAAGAAGAAUAGGAUCCCAUCAAGGGGUGAGAAACUGAAGCAAAUAAGGUGCGGGAGAUGUGAUAAGUUGGGGAGCCAUAAUCGAAAAUCAUGCACGGAGCCGAUAUAAGAUGUACCUUUUUUCAUUUCAACAUUGUAUUUUACAUUGGAUUCUUAUAUUCAUUUUUGAAAUAAGAUUGUGUUGUGUUGGGAAA
This is a messenger RNA of Camellia sinensis, 787 nucleotides long. NCBI's taxonomy places the organism in Eukaryota, Viridiplantae, Streptophyta, Magnoliopsida, Ericales, Theaceae. The record is from RefSeq and is a predicted model, not a curated record.